Sorex araneus (European shrew) is the source of this 5676-nucleotide messenger RNA. It is a transcript of the gene TTC6, whose product is annotated as tetratricopeptide repeat domain 6. The transcript is spliced from 31 exons. NCBI's taxonomy places the organism in Eukaryota, Metazoa, Chordata, Mammalia, Eulipotyphla, Soricidae. The coding region runs from base 1 to 5676 and encodes 1891 amino acids. The record is from RefSeq and is a predicted model, not a curated record. Gene Ontology annotation, molecular function: protein binding.
AUGGACUCGGUUCGGAAGCACUUCGGCCUGAAACACAGGGAGGAGGAGUACAUCUUCAGGGAGCACGAGAAGCUGCGCCGGGCGUCGAAAAAACACUCGCUCCGCGUCAGGCAAGAGCUGGAGGACAGGCCCACCGUGGACAGAGGCCUCCGGGGCCCCUACGCGGUAUCCCAGGGGAGCGAGGAGAGCGUUAUCUGUGAGCCACCGCAGAAGCCGCCGUCGGGGUCGCUUCGGGCGUCCCGCACCGGUGCCCGCUCGCCGCGGCCGCCGGGCAGGCGCCCCUCGGGCCGGGCCCCGCCGGUUGCUUCUUUCCGCCUGCGGGAGUUCUACAUGAGCAGCUCGGCGUUUCACCGCUACCAGCGGCAGUUGCUGCUGCCCACCAUCGCCCCCGGGGCCGGCACGUCGCGGGCCAUGAUGCUGGCGUCGCCGCCCGCGCGGCGGGACAGGCCCCCGGCCCCGUCGGUGGCGCCCAAGAGCUCGCGCUCCGGCAUCCUCAAGCCCGCGGUGGAGUCGCCCUUCUCCAAGUCGUCGAAGAAACCCGAGCUGAGGCUGCCGCCGCGGGACUCCCGCCUGAGCGGCACGAGGCACAGCAGCUCCCUGUCCAGCAUCGACAGCGACCUGACGGCCACCCUGCUGCAGCGGCGCGUGCGCUUUCACCCCCACUUGCGGCGCCGGUCGUCCAGCCCCUCCUCGGGGGAGCCCGGCCGGGACGCGGCCGAGGGCCCCCCGCGAGCAGACCCGGAGCCCCGCGUGCGUCCCUCGCAGAAACCGCAGCUGGCGGCCCGGCCAGCUGGCUACACGAUGCCCACGAUGGUGGAAGACGUCAUAGCCUCUCUGCACUCGGAGUCCCAGCUGGCCACCGACCGGACCAUCAAGGAGCUCAUCUGGAGCAUCCUGGGCCCCACCUAUGACUUCGCCCCGGAUUUAGAAGUAGGUGAACGGGAAAAGGGAGGAUGGGUGCUCUCCGGGCAGUACGCCUUUCGUGUCAGACACGAAAGAUGCUGGGUGUGCGUGCUUCGUGAUGAAACUCCAGGCCGUUGUUUGAGUUCCCUGGACAUCACUCCUUCAUUUCCUCUGGACUUAGUCCAGAAGCGGAAGCUGGAGCAACAGCCUGUGUCUGAGGAACUUUAUGGAGUUCGUUCAAGUGAUUUCCAGCUUGAACCAGAGGAUGCAAUAGAAUGGGGGAUCUCAGACACAGAAAGCCUGUUAAAACUUCAGGAAACUUUCGAAAUUGUGCCAGUAACUGAAUCAAGCAAACUUCUGGAAAGUGAACAGCCUCCAAGUGAUUCAAAAGCAGCCAAGAGGAUAUCUUUAAAGAAAGAAUCAUCAGAAUUGUUGCAAAUUAGAGGAAAAGAAAUUAAGCAUAUAAGAAGAGCUAAAUUAGAAAUUUCAGAAGAGAAAAGACUCAAGUCUUUACAAUUCCUGAGACGUAAGAAACUACGCGUAAAAAGAAUUACAAAAGAACGCACAUUUCCUACCCUUCAUGUGCUGUGCAAGACUUUCCCAGCCCAUCAGCUGCCACUUCACUUGAGCUUGGCUUCUCGAGUAUAUCACACACCCAGCAGGAAAGGUCACGAAACUCUGGUUGGACAACUUGGAGCCUCUCUUUUUGGAAGUUGCAUUGGAGAUGAAGAUAAAGAUGAUAGAUUACUGCGUGGAAUUCCUAAUAUGGUUAAUGAAGAAGAAAAUGCUGCUAUCUUCACAAUGCCACCAGCUCAUAAACCACAACUACAACUUUUGGGAAAAGAAAUGUCUGCGUAUCCAGGAUUUACAAAGUUUCUUUGGAAUUCAGCUUCACCCAAAUUCUCUGUUCCAGUUUCUGUCAUUAAGGAAACCGUCUAUCCAAAGUAUGAGAGUGCUCAAGCAAGCAGAAUUUUACUUGAGAAAUUUUCAGUUUUUAAGAAGCAAUAUAGCAUUUCUUCAAGUAGUCUGAUACGUAAGCAUUUCAUCCUAAAAAAGUCUGCAUCAUUUGAAAAUAUCCCAAAACAUUUCAGUACCAAAUCUCUGCAAUUAAAGAGAGCAAAAUCUGCCAUUGAAUUAAGGAAGGAGGAGAAGGCCAGUGUUUCAUUUGAAAUCAAGAAUGACAUGCAAAGCAAUAUAAGAGAGGUAUUAUUUCAGAGAGCCAAGGAAUUGGAGCAUUAUAAAACUAUACAUACAGAAAGUGACAAAACUGUGGAAAAAAAUAUAGAUACCGUCCUAGCUCACAUUCAGGAAAAUAUCAAGUCAGGACAUUUGUCAUUCUCUCUCGUGGAAGCAUCUAAACAAGCUGGCAUUUCGUACAUUGUUUAUCCCAAGAAAACAAAAAAAAAAGAGAAAAAUUUAAGAUUCACUAGACUUCCAUUUGUAUUUGAUGAACUAGCCAAGCCUCCAAAAAUACUUCAAAGAUCAAUGUCCCAAGAAAUCCUUCCUGGACAGAAGAAAUUCUUGCUCAGAGUUCCAGUGUAUGAACGGCAACUUCGGAGUCCCAGCCUACCAAUGGUUUUAAAUUUUGAUGAAUUUGUCCUAAAGAAGGGAGGAAAUCCAAAGACUGCUGGCCUUCGGUCAUGGGUUUUUAAUUUGUUCUCUAAAUAUACCUAUCAUAAGGAAGACCCCCAAAUACCUAAAAUGACUACUCCUAAAGAGUAUACUCUAGCAGUGCAAAAACUACCGAUGUUGGAACUCAGUGAUUCUUUGGAGUCUGAUCUUGCUCCAGAAAUCAUUCAAUAUUAUAAUUCCGAAGUAGAGAAAUUGACUGAAGAAAUAAAUAAUAAGACAAAAUAUCCUGCAUUUUUGUAUUGUAGACGCGGAGCUAUUUAUAGGAAACUAGGAAAGUUACAGAGUGCCAUGCAUGAUCUACAGAAAGCAAUCCUCUUGGAACCAUUAUUUCUCAAUGCCUAUUGGCACCGACAUUUCAUUUAUCUUUUCCAAGAUAAAUAUAAUGAUGCUUUGGAUGACUUAAAUUAUAUAAUUAAACAUAAUAAAAAUAAUGCAGAGGCAUAUUUGUCUAAGGCAGAAAUUUACAAAGCAAGAAAUGAUAUAACUUUGGCAAUUCUAAACUAUACUCAGGGAAUUAAACGCAAGCCCACAGAUGCUGAUGCUUAUUUUAGGAGGGGUGAAUUGUAUGAAAUGGAAAACAAAAUACUGGCCAUUGAUGAUUUUUCUAAGUGUAUCUUUUAUGAUUCCAAAAGAACUGAUGCAUUAAUGAAACGUGGGUUGUUUUACUAUGAAAAUGAAAUGUGGCAGCAAGCCAUACAGGAUUUUACAGACUUGCUAGACUUGGAUCCCCAAAAUUCUCAAGCAAGGACAUACAGGGGGAGUGCAUAUUAUAAACGAAACUCAUUUAGACAAGCAACUGAAGAUUUUUCUUUUGCAAUUCACUUAGAUCCAAAUAACUGGUUAGCAAUGUAUUAUAGAGCCUGUUUAUUCAGAAAGACAAAGCCUAUGAGAGCACUACAGGAUUAUAGUGUUUCAGCUCUCAUAAAUGAUGGCUAUGAGAAUUUAAAUUGUUUUCUACAUCGGGGCAUACUCUAUGCAGAGCUAAAGUUUUGGUUGAUGGCACUUUGUGAUUUUGAAGUCGUUAUUUCUCUAGACAGAAAUUUUGUUUCGGCUUAUAUAAAUAUUGGCCUCAUAUAUUUGCUGUACCUGGAUAAUUACAUUGAAGCUGUUAGAAAUUUUUCUGAGGCUAUUAAAAUUGAUCCUUUCCAUAUUCAAAGCUAUAUUUGUCAAGCACAUGCCUUUGAUAAGUUGCAUAAAUUGACCAGGUCUUUAAAGGAGAUUUCUCGUGCUAUCCACCUUCAGCCAGAUGAAGUUGAAUUAUAUAUAAUAAGAGGACAAUAUCUUGUUAAGAUGAAAUGUUAUGAUCUUGCAAAGUUCACUAUUCAACAAGUAACAGAAAUGAAUAAAGGUCUCAUUAACUUAAGUCCUCUACAGAAAGCACUAGUUUAUUCAUUUUGUGACAAGUAUGACAAGGCCAUUCAGGUCUUGGAUGGAAUUACUUUGCAGAAGCCAGAGAUAACUACAUAUACCUUAUUAGCAAAAACCCUAAUGAAGGCCAAAAGAAAUAAGGAAGCUUUGAAAAUGUUUAAAAAGGCAUUGGGGGUGUUUUCACAGUCCAGCAAAGGACCGGAUGCCACUGAAGCUUCAGCAGACUGUCUGUAUCACUUGGGUCUUUGUUAUGUGGAGGAAGGCAAUUCGCAAAUGGCUUAUGAUUGUUUUACAAAAGCUGUGAAAGCAAAACCAGAUUUUGCAGAAGGCUUUUAUCAACGUGGGCUUUGUAAAGUAAAACUUGGCAAGAAUUACCCAAUCCUGGAUUUUAAUCGUGCAAUUACCCUGGAUUCAAAUCAUUACCAGGCAUACUUAAGUCGAGCAGCCUACUAUGGUUUGAAAGGCAGAUAUUCCAAAGCAAUCUUAAAUUGUAAUGAGGCCAUUAAGAUUUGUUCUCAGAAUGUGUUUGCCUAUAUCUACAGAGGAGUUCUGAAAUACUACAAUAAGACAUAUAAAUUAGCUAUUAAAGAUUUAACCAUAGCUGUCAGCAUGGACAAAAAUAGUUAUAUAGCAUUUUAUAACAGAGCUAUUUGUUACACCCAGGUCAGUGAAUAUGCAAAGGCAUUAAUAGAUUAUGGAAUAGUGCUUCUUCUUGAUUCUGGAGAAACCAUAGUCUUGAACACUUUCAUUAAUCGUGGACGUAUCUAUACAGAACUAAAGCAGUACCAUUUUGCUUUAGAGGAUUUUAAAACUGCGGCAGAGAUGCAAAAGACCAAUGCCAACUUUUAUUAUGCCACUGCUGAGUGCCAUUACAGAAUUAAAGAGUUUGAAGAAGCUGUCCAUUUCUUCAGUCAUGCUCUUAGCUUGGAUAUACAUUUUCUGGAUGCUUACAUUGGACGGGGAAAUUCUUAUGUGGAAUAUGGUGAUGACAAAGCCACAAAGCAAGCCCAGAAGGAUUUUAUUCGAGCAUUGCAUUUUUGCCCAUCGUAUUUAAGAGCUAGAAUUUGUUUUGCUUAUAAUUUACAGGCCCAAGGAAAAUUCCAGAAAGCUUGGAACCACUUUACUAUUGCCAUAGACAGUGAUCCAAAGAGCUACAAAGCCUACGAAGGUAGAGCUGUGGUCUGUCUUCAGAUGGGUGAUUACUUUGCUGCAAUUCAGGAUAUUAACAUUGCCGUAAAGAUCAAUACUACAGCAGAAUUCUUAACAAAUCGUGGUGUGAUUCAUGAGUUUAUGGGUCAACAACAGAAUGCAAUGAAAGACUAUCAAGCCGCACUUUCUCUAAACCCCACAUACUCGCUGGCUUACUUUAAUGCAGGAAAUAUCUACUUUCACCACAGGCAGUUUUCCCAGGCCCGUGAUUAUUUCUCAAAAGCUUUAAAGUUUGAUCCAGAAAAUGAAUGUGCUGCCUUGAAUCGAGCCAUUACAAACACAUUACUAAAGAAAUAUGAAGAAGCAAAAGAAGAUUUUAGACAUAUAGCUGAAAUCUGUCCCUUUUGGUCUGCGGUGUAUUUUAAUAGAGCACACUACUACUGUUGUUUAAAGCAAUUUGAACUAGCAGAAGAAGACUACAGUAAAGCCCUGUCUUUGAAGCCAAAUGACACUCUAAUAUAUAAUCUUAGAGCAGAAGUUCGUGGUAAAUUAGGUCAUAUUAGUGAAGCUAUGGCUGACUACAACAAAGCACUUGAUCUUCAAGAUUAUGCUUUAGUUAAGUGA